AUGGCACUCUCUCUUCGCAGAGGCGAGGCCUUGUCUGCCUCGCACGUGCUGCUCUGUGGCCUCCUCGUGCUCUCCGCGCUCCUGCCGGCCCACGCCGUACUAUUUGAAGUCGCCGCCACCGACCGAGACUGCUUCUUCGUCCCUAUUAACACCCCGAAAAUGAGCAUCAAUGGGCGGUAUGAGUCCUUCCUGGGAAACGACAGCGUCCACGUGACCGUUGCGGGCCCCGUCACUCCACCGGACCCGAAACUGCCCACGCCGCCGGUUCAGAGCAAGACGCUCUUCACCUCGAAGAAGGAAAGCGCUCCCUUCAAAGUCUUGGUCCCGACGACGGGUUUCUACCAGAUUUGCGUGAUGAACGCUCUCUCAUACUCACAGACCGUGACGCUGAACUUCCAUGUGGCGCCUAUCGCUGCGUCGGAAGGUGCCUCGGCGCCCGGAAGUUCGCAGAGGCCUCCUGAUGUCAACCAACUCGUGAUGAGCAGCCAGACGGACGAACUCAAGUCGCUUUCCGAGCAAGUCCUCGAAAUGGCGAAUGGGCUUUUUGAGCAGCAGUCGAACUCGCUCGCGCGCAUGGCGAUCCACGAGCAGCUGGGCACGUCGACGCAGAACCGCGCGAGUCUGUGGAAACUUGUUCAGAUGUGUUCGCAGAUCGUUCUGUCGCUGAUCCACAUCUACGCCGUCCGCUCUCACUUUGAAGUGAAAACUAUCGUCUAG
Messenger RNA from Besnoitia besnoiti, 717 nucleotides. RefSeq lists its product as uncharacterized. Bases 1 to 717 code for a protein of 238 amino acids. The record is from RefSeq and is a predicted model, not a curated record. Gene Ontology annotation, cellular component: COPII-coated ER to Golgi transport vesicle; endoplasmic reticulum; Golgi apparatus. Gene Ontology annotation, biological process: Golgi organization; endoplasmic reticulum to Golgi vesicle-mediated transport; intracellular protein transport. The transcript is spliced from 4 exons. NCBI's taxonomy places the organism in Eukaryota, Apicomplexa, Conoidasida, Eucoccidiorida, Sarcocystidae.